AUGUCAGGAAGAGGAAAAGGAGGAAAGAGAUUAGGGAAAGGAGGAGCGAAGAGGCAUAGGAAGGUGCUUAGGGAUAACAUCCAAGGUAUCACCAAGCCUGCUAUUCGUCGUCUUGCUCGUCGAGGUGGUGUCAAGCGUAUUAGCGGUUUGAUUUACGAAGAGACAAGAGGAGUUCUCAAGAUCUUCCUCGAGAAUGUUAUCCGCGAUGCUGUUACCUACACCGAGCAUGCUAGGAGGAAGACUGUUACCGCUAUGGAUGUGGUUUAUGCCUUGGAGCGGCAAGGACGCACUCUCUACGGUUUCGGAGGUUAA
This is a messenger RNA of Eruca vesicaria subsp. sativa (arugula), 312 nucleotides long. The record is from the annotation of a GenBank genome assembly. Lineage: Eukaryota; Viridiplantae; Streptophyta; Magnoliopsida; Brassicales; Brassicaceae.